This is a messenger RNA of Nicotiana tabacum (common tobacco), 1955 nucleotides long. NCBI's taxonomy places the organism in Eukaryota, Viridiplantae, Streptophyta, Magnoliopsida, Solanales, Solanaceae. The record is from RefSeq and is a predicted model, not a curated record.
AUUAUAACUCCUUUGGUUUCAGAUUGCUCAUAUGAAAAAAGAGAUAGAUGCUAUUCGGGCUAAGGAUAUUGCUCAAGGUGGAUUGACACAGGGACAGCAAACUCAAAUCGCUCGUAAUGAACAGAGGAUAUCAGAGCUAAUGGAAGAGCUUGAAAACUUGGAAGAGACUUUAAAUGAGAGUAUACUUGAAAGUCUCGGUGCACGUACUGGAAUGACAUCCCGUGGAAAGGAAAAGGCGCCUGAAGAAGAAGAGAUUUCGAGUGAGGAGGAUGAGUUCUAUGAUCGGACACAGAAGCCUUCGAAGAGAAAAAGUGGUGAAAAUCAGUCAAUUGAGACAGCUGAUUCUCUUCUUGAUAAGAAGGAUACUAUUGUCAGGCAGAUGGACGACAAGAGAAGAUUGCUUCUAGAUGAAAAAGAUGGUACAGGUCAGGAAUGUGAGGUUGAAGCUGGAGAUGAACUGGAUGCUUACAUGUCUGGGCUUUCCUCGCAGCUAGCUCAUGAGAAGAAGGAAAAGCUUCAUAAGGAACUCUCCACCCUUCAGUCAGAGUUGGACAGGGUACUCUACUUGCUAAAGAUUGCUGAUCCUAGUGGUGAGGCUGCUAAAAAAAGGGAUCUGAAAGUACAAGAACCAAAUACCAAUUUGACCAAAACCAUCACACUGAGUGUCCAUGAGCAGCCGCCACCAGAAAAGAACAAAAAAGACAGAGUAGAACCUAAGGACUUAAUGGAGAAACAGGGUACUGUUGAUGCAAACUGUACAUCGAGUCAAGAAACAGCGAAGGAGAUCGCCGCUGAUAUAUCUGAUGGUAAAAAAACAGAGAAGGAGAUUGGCGCUGAUAUAUCUGAUGGUAAACAUGUUGUAUAUACUGCUAGUAAGCCCCAAUGGCUUGGUGCUGUAGAGGAAAAGAAAAAACAAGAGACAAUUAUUGAACGACCGACAGAACUUCAAGAAAAUGAUCAAUUUGUUGACUACAAAGACAGGAAUAAAAUUUUGGAAAAACCAGAUGUUACACAGUUGACUGCUGACUCUGUAAUUGAAAAUGCAGCUCCUGGACUGAUAAUAAGGAAGCGCAAGCAAGUGGAGAAGUCUGAUGCCACUGAAAAAGAUUCUCAACAAUCCUCUGGAGCUGAUAUGAAAGCAGAAGAUGCGGUUGCUCUGCUGUUGAGACAUUCUCAAAGAUACCACGUUUCUGAUGAUGAGGUGGAACAUAGUGGACAGGAUGUAUCCCGCGAAAGUCAAAUCAGGAACGAUAAGAAGAAGCACAAGAAGGUUCUUGGUCCAGAGAGACCAUCGUUUCUCAAGAGUGAGACCGACUAUGAUUCUUGGGUUCCUCCUGAAGGGCAAUCAGGUGAUGGACGAACCUCACUGAAUGAUCGUCUUGGUUAUUGAAUGGCUGAGAUUCCAAUGUGCAACACAUGCUGUGGGAUGGUGUAUCUGACUAAAGUCAGCUGCUGGAUCACCUAACUGAAUAUCAUCUGCUGCUUGAUUCGAGAUCUUGCCAAAAAUUUCAGAACAGGAAUGUGUCUGAGGGGAAAAUAGCACAGGGGCUCACAUCUGAGCGGCUUUAUACUCGGCUGGAACACCAAUCUUGAUAUUGCGGGCGUUAUUUUUCCAUGAAAGAUUGUUGUUUGAAGAGGAGGAAAAAAUGGAAAGAGGGUGUUUUAUGGUGUUUGAGCCUUUGAGGGGUGGGGUGGGGAGGGGAGGGAGGUUGGUGAGCAAUGAGAUGCUGGAGAAGAAGGGGAUUGUAAUCCAGCUCUUGUACCUUCUGUUGGGCACCAAGAACCUAACAGCUUCCCAUUUAGAACUGUAUAUAGACGAUAUUGAGUAGCAGAGAUGCGUGUGAUGCGAUGUUCUGUGACCACUUGAAAAGGCAUAUAAGCGAAUGUGUCCCUGAUUGAAGUCAAAGUAUUUGACCAUAGUUAAAACUGAAUAAAAUUUAUCCAAAGUUUAUCUA